This is a messenger RNA of Daldinia caldariorum, 3033 nucleotides long. RefSeq lists its product as uncharacterized. The transcript is spliced from 3 exons. The coding region runs from base 344 to 2542 and encodes 732 amino acids. The record is from RefSeq and is a predicted model, not a curated record. Gene Ontology annotation, biological process: endoplasmic reticulum unfolded protein response. Lineage: Eukaryota; Fungi; Ascomycota; Sordariomycetes; Xylariales; Hypoxylaceae.
CAUAUGUAACCUGUUGCCGUUGCCGGCGAUGACAAGCAGUACAACUGCACUUUCCCGAGUUUAUUUCAACUUUGGCAAUCCUAUUCUCGUUCUUUCCUUUCGGUCAAGUUUAAACUUAGGCCUUCGUUAAUUUAACUAGCAAACGUUAAUUAAUUCUUGCGUACCUCCCUUCCUUUCACAUUCAUACAUAUAUUCUAUUUAUACAAUCAUACAUCAUAGCGCAUAGGUAUCUUGCAAGCACCACUUACACUUACACAUACACAAUACAAGCUACGUGUCUGUUGCGGGAAAUCUAGCCGUGCUCACACCCCUCCGAGCCUUUCUCUACUAGCCAUAAAUCACGAUGGCGUCCGACUUAGCAGCCGCAGCAAACUUUCCAGCUGAAUCGAACUCCGAAACUUUUACACUGCAAAUCCUAUCGCCUUCCGUAGGCAUACCACAACCAUUAGCGCUUCGGAAGCUUCCCAUAGGCACCACCGUUAAACAGCUAAAGGAGCGCAUUCGAGAUGUCGUUAGCACUAAACCUGCUGAUCAAGCCCAGCGCCUUAUCCAUAGAGGUCGCUUGCUAGCCCGUGACGACGAGACAAUGGCUGAUAUCUUCGGCCAGGAAACGUUGCGCUCUGCGGAUCACCAGACACUACAUUUAGUGUUACGAGAACUCUCCGACAGUCAGACCACCACUUCGGGCCAGCCCUCGGCUGGAGCAAACCCUCUUCCUCAGCACCCGCCACACCCGCCACACCCGAGCGCCUUUCCUUUCCAACCUGACCCUCAGGUGCGCGUUGGCAUUCCUCAUUACCAUGGCAUAGGCUUUGGUUUCCAAAGGCCUAUUCCUGGGAUACCUGUUGCAGGCCAGCCAAUGAUGCCUCCGCCUGGUUCUUCUUCGCAACAGUAUAGCCAGUGGGCAAGAUCCAUGAAUGCUCACUUAGGAGCUCGCGACCAGAACCAACGAACAGCUACUACCGGAGCGCAAGGCACACCUAUCCCGGGCGCAAGAGGAACGCCGGGAACAAGUACACCUGGAAGGACUGCUUCGCCGUUCCAACCAGAGGUGACACGUACCACUAUCCGUGAAAGCACUGGUCCUAAUGGAUUGCAUUGGAGAAUAACUUACAACGAAACGUUUGUGAAUCCACCACAGAGACCGGGAAAUCCUUGGGGCCCUCAAGCACGCCCUGGUCCGAAUGGGAGCCAGUUUUCGGAUAAUGACGCGCAUAACAUUCUGCGGGCUGCAGAUACUAGCGCGGCGACCAGGGCCAUGGCCGACGCCAUGCGAAGGAAUGCUAGCAGCUCUUCCCUGGCAAGCCUUGCUCCUGGUCAAGCUCAACAUCCCAUCCCACCUGGGAUUACUACGCCAUUAAUUCCAUCUCGAGGAGGCAGCGCUACUGCCACGCCAGAUCCGCUUAGAGCAGCUGGCCAACCCAGGAUCCUACCUGUACAGCAAAACCAAACUCAAGCGCCUUCAUCUCAAAAUACGCCGGAAGUGUACAUUCUUUCUUCUCCGAGUGGACCUCGUGCUCUACUGCUUAAUGGCAGCUUAGAUACAUACUUCAGUCCUCCGGCUCGGACCACAAAUCCGCCGACGGGCAUACCGUUUGCGCAGAGACAGUUUCCGCUUACGUUUGGCAAUGCCUUGCAUCCUCAAUAUACAGCGCCGGUGCCAACGCCAGCAACGCAGUCGCAUAUACCCUCAGCUGGACCAAGCCACACAGGCGGCCACCGAGAACAUAAUGCUGCCCAAGCACAGCAUCAACAUCAGGUCCAACAGCAGCAUGGCUUACAUCAAGUUCAUCAGGUGCCGCAUAUAGGACACGCCGUAGCCCGUGCAGAUAACCCACAAAUUCAGGCGAUCAGAAUAGCUCAUAUAUGGCCUCAUAUCUGGCUGAUUACUCGCCUGGGCGUUUUCAUUUGGUUGUUCUCGUCGCCAAAUUCCAGCUGGUCGCGUUGGUUUUUCAUUAUCGGGGCUUCCAUCGCGAUAUUUCUAGCCCGUACCGGACUUUUGACUCCUGUAGCUGACCAACUGUGGGUUCCUUUCCGCCGACGUCUUGAAAAUCUGAUACCUUUUGCCGAUGGCCACCAUGAUGUACAAGUCAACGCACGAGGCGGCGGAGCCCAGGGCGCGAAUAACGGCGCUGUAGCAGACGGCCAACGGCAAGAAAGGGAAUUACGACCAGCUGAUACAGCGGCCAGGCUGGUACAGCAACGACGAAAUGCCAAUGCUAACUGGCUGAUGGACCAAGCUAGGAGAUUAGAGCGUGCCGGUAUACUGUUCCUUGCUAGUAUUGCCCCAGGAGUUGCCGAGAGGCAUAUUGCGCAAGUUGAAGCUGAGGCACGAGCUGAGCGGAUACGACGGGAGGAGGCCGAGGCUGCUGCCGCCGCAGCUCAGCAGUCUGAGGGCCAAGAGAAUGCAGAACAGGCUGGGGAAAGUGAUACUGCUACUGCCGCUGCCAGUGAGGAGUCAGGCAGUUGGAAUCAGACACCAGAGGGAGAACGAGGCAACGAGAGACCGCCUGCUGCAGAGGAGCCACUUGUAGCCCUAUAAACCUGCUGCUAGGAUGAAGGUAUUGCAAUUUUGCAUUUCUUUAAGUGAGUCGUGGGUAAGAGCUAUAGGGGCACACCUAUAGCUCGUAAACCACAAUCUUACGUGCCCUGUGAUCAAGAAAGAGAAAAAAGAAAGGAGCUUGGUCAAAAUAAUACCAGAUGGGACCUCAGCCCGAGGCCGAGACCCCCCCUUUUUUGGGUUUGUCUGUUAAGAUCUUGUUGAUGGCGUAAGGGAAGAAAGGGGCUUUUGUGUAUUGCAUGUAUGUACUGUACCUAAUGUUUCCGGAGUUGGCGCUGAGGUGCGAGGGAGUGAGGGACUGAAAUGCAUAUCAAUGAAUAACGGGCCUGAUAGGGGCUGGCUUAGCUAUCUACGUUAGGUACCUACCUAGCUCUUGCAAUAAACGGACGAACAGAAAGAUGAACAGAAAGGCAGAAUACGACGUGGGUAAUGAAUGUAAAUCAUGUCGAAUUGAAAAACUAUUCUCUACGACU